Dichotomopilus funicola is the source of this 813-nucleotide messenger RNA. RefSeq lists its product as uncharacterized. The transcript is spliced from 2 exons. Bases 1 to 813 code for a protein of 270 amino acids. The record is from RefSeq and is a predicted model, not a curated record. NCBI's taxonomy places the organism in Eukaryota, Fungi, Ascomycota, Sordariomycetes, Sordariales, Chaetomiaceae.
AUGCCCCGCUACCACUCCGACUCCGAUACCAACUCCGAUACCGAGCACCAUCCCCGUCGUCGUCGUUUUAGCACCCCAGGCCCUCCACCCACCACAACUGACCGCCACGCACACCCUCACCCACAUUUUCCAUACGAACCACAUACCCUUUUCUACCCAGCUGAAGCCUCUGGCGCCGCCGGUCCCGGUCCAGGUCCAGGUCCCGGUCCCAGUAACCAUCCCCGCCGUCUCCGACCCUCCGAUCCUAGUCUCACCGACCCCACGGGUACUUCCACCACCACAGGUAGCAGUAACCCCAACAGUGGCGGUAUCCAGCCCAGUAUGAUCGCCGACUCAGCCGUCCUCACCCGCGAUCGUGACCGGGCCCGUCGCGGCCGGAGACCUCAGGCUGCUGCGUACCACCACAGCGGCGGCCGUCGUGCACGGGAUGAUUCCCUAGCUGACGACGACGACGACCUGUAUGAUGACGACGACGAUACCUACAACUACGACGACACCAGCUAUGCUCGGUCACUCUCCCGCUCUCGGUCACGCUCCCACGGCCGAAGGAAUAACCGAAAGAAAUCAACCUCCCGCUCCAAAUCCCCGCAUAAAAUAACACACAAAGCCCGCGGCCUGAUCUCAUCCACCUUCACCCCGUCCACGUCAGGCUUGGGGGUUGUCACGGCCACGAUCACAGUCACAGACACGGCCACGGUCGAAGUCGCAGUCACGGAGGCCAUAACCAUCACCAUACCCAUGGAGACCACCACGGGCAUCGACACAGCAGAAGCCGCAGCAAAUCCAGAGAAGAAGGGAGCCACGCCCGGCUGA